Messenger RNA from Athalia rosae (coleseed sawfly), 2014 nucleotides. RefSeq names its product juvenile hormone esterase-like. The transcript has 8 exons. The coding region runs from base 307 to 1878 and encodes 523 amino acids. Lineage: Eukaryota; Metazoa; Arthropoda; Insecta; Hymenoptera; Athaliidae. The record is from RefSeq and is a predicted model, not a curated record.
CGACACCUGAUAAAAUAGACGACAUUUUUGUUUUUCAUCGGGGGAAAAAGAAAACAACAACAACAAAAAUUACUCUCGAUGCGAAACGGCAACAAAGAAAAUGGCCGACUCGGCUCAUCGGCUCGGUGAUAACGCGAGUCACGGGGGCCGAUCACAUGACGUUGAAAAAUUCCCGCCCGUAAAUUCGAACGGUUCUUCGCGGCGCCGAAAAUCCCACGCAUUCCCUGAAUACGAACGAAAUUGACAAAAAAUUGAACCAAAUAAAAUUUGCAAUGAUUUCGCGCUCGGCUUAUCUUCGACGUGUGAAUGCGGCUAUCGAAUAUACGUGCACGCGGGAAAAACGAGCCGUGCACAGCGGCGAGCGAGGGCCUCGUAAAUUAUGUUUCAUAUUUUGAGCAGGAUCCUCUACCGCCGCUGUCGUGGACCGGUAUCAGGGAGGCGGUAAAUUUCGGUAAUUCUUGCGGACAAUUCGACGUGGCGACGAGAAAAAUAAUCGGCGGCGACGACUGUCUUUAUCUGAACAUCUACGCGCCCCUCCCUGAGGAGGGUUUGCCGAGGCGGUCCGAUUUGCCGGUCAUGGUUUGGAUCCACGGCGGAGGUUUCGUGAUGGGAUCGGGGGAUGAUUUUCUGUUCGGACCCGACUAUCUGGUCAAAAAGAACGUGAUCGUCGUGUCGAUUAACUACAGACUCGGCGUUCUCGGUUUUCUGAACUUGGAGCACAAAGUGGCCCCCGGAAAUCAGGGAUUGAAGGAUCAGAUAAUGGCGUUGAGGUGGAUCAGGGAGCACGUCCAAGUUUUCGGCGGAGAGAAAAGCAACGUGACAAUAUUCGGAGAGAGCGCCGGGGCGGCGAGCGUACAUUACUUGACGUUGUCGCCGUUAGCGCAAGGACUUUUUCACAAAGCGAUCGCCCAAAGUUCCAGUGGAUUCUGUCCGUGGGCCAGCAAAUUGUCCAACCCGAAACGCGACGCGAUGAGGCUCCUCGAAUACCUCAAAAUAAAUUCAACGAACGAGCGAGAAAUCGUGGACCGUUUGAAAACCGUCGAAUGUUCGAAGCUUAUCGAAGCCCAGACGAAAAUUCAAACUCCCCAGGAAAAAAUCAGUUGCGUAUGGCUGUUCGGACCGGGCAACGACGACGCGGCGGACGUACCGUUUCUCCCAAAAUUUUCCGAAUCUAUAAAAAAUGGCGUCGUCAAAGUGCCUCUUAUUUUGGGCUACAACAACGGCGAGGGGAUCAUUUUCUCAAAAACUUUGAAUUCGAAGUCUUGCGAAGCGAUGAACGAGGACUUCGAAUACCUCGUGCACCCGAAAAUUUCGGAUGACAUGAAACGAGGGAGAGGAAUAACCGCGGCCGAUUUAAAACUCGCCUACUUCGGAGACGGACCUUUGCAUCCGGAAAGGAGCAUGCGAAAUUUCGUGAACUUCAUGAGCGAUAUGCAAUUUACGAACGCGAUAUACGAGCUGGCUAAAAGGCAGGUGAAAAAGGGGAGAGAAAAAACUUGGCUCUACAGAUUUUCGUUCGACAAGGGAAUGUCAUUUUUGAAAUUGGUACUGAACGCCACGCAUCUUCCCGGCGCGUGUCACGCCGACGAAUUGGCGUAUCUGUUUUAUCCCCAUGGAUUGGUUGACCUCGGUUUUUUGCCACCGGAAAAAGGAUCCAAGGAACGUAUUUUGAUAGAAAGGAUCACCGGGAUGUGGACCGAUUUCGCCAAGAUCGGAAAUCCGACGCCGGGAGAGAGUGAAUUCGUGAAAAUUAAUUGGGAACCGAUAAAAUCGGUCGACGAACUGAACUGCAUGGAAAUCGACGAAGAGCUCGGUACAUCGAUAAAUCCAGAUUUGGAGAGGCUUUUGAUCUGGAAUAGAUUGCCCAAUAAAUUAUGACCGUAAAAGAGAAAAGACAAACUAAGUUUUCCGUUAGCAAAAUUGUAUUAGCAAAACCACGAAUGGAUACAGAUUGUAAUUGUAGGUGUCCAUAAUUUUCUAUCUUCGGAAAUAUAUGUUUUUUUUUUUCCAAAUA